Messenger RNA from Peronospora matthiolae, 1005 nucleotides. The record is from the annotation of a GenBank genome assembly. Lineage: Eukaryota; Oomycota; Peronosporomycetes; Peronosporales; Peronosporaceae.
AUGCGAGACCGUGCGAGCGUCUGUAUACAUACACAUUCGUAUAGCGUACGAAACAGCCAGGACAGUCCCAUGAGCACGCGAUCCAGGUCGACGCAGUCCCAGCGCGUGGCGCGCCUUCGUAACCUACUUGCUCACGAUCUAGUUACUGUCAUGCCAUGCUGCUACGAUGGAUUGAGUGCGAAGCUUAUUGAGCGCGCAGGCUUCGAAGUGACGUUCAUGACUGGUUUUGGCGUGUCUGCCGUCCAUGGCCUGCCGGAUACACAGCUCGUGUCGUUUGGCGAAAUGAGUCGCACUGCUGGAAUCAUCUGCGAGUCGCUACGUGACAUUCCGUGCAUUGGUGACGCUGACACGGGCUACGGUAAUGCCGUGAACGUGAAAAGGACUGUGGCAGCAUAUGCCCAGGCAGGUAUGGCCGGUAUCCUGCUGGAAGACCAAGUGUCGCCGAAACGAUGUGGCCACACUGCUGGAAAAUCGGUCGUCUCGCGAGACGAAGCGUUUGCUCGCGUGCGUGCGGCGGUAGACGCUCGUCGAGAAGGUCAAUUUGACCUUGUCAUACUGGCGAGGACGGACGCUCGUGGAACCCAUUCGUUGGAUGAGGCGAUUGCUCGCUGCAAAGAGUUUGUAACCCUCGGGGCAGACAUUACGUUCCUCGAGGCACCACAGUCGAUCGAGGAGAUGGAGACGUACUGCAGAGAAGUGCCUGGUCCUAAGAUGGCCAAUAUGGUGGAAAAUGGUCUGACGCCAGUUUUGCUGCCGGAACAGCUUGGAAAAAUGGGAUACACGCUCGUGGCGUACCCGAUUACAUUGCUGAGCGCCAGUAUCUCUGCGAUGGAAAAGGCGUUGAAGCUGCUCAAGUGCCAGACAGGUGAAAAGAAAGAGGAAGGCUCUGCCGAAAACGCCACGCCGUGUGCGGCACUGGACCAGUUGCUGUGCGACUUUGGACACGUAAAGGACGUUGUGGGCUUUACGGAAUACUAUGCGGAGGAGGAGCGAUACAAGGCAUGA